Pediculus humanus corporis (human body louse) is the source of this 423-nucleotide messenger RNA. RefSeq lists its product as uncharacterized. The record is from RefSeq and is a predicted model, not a curated record. Lineage: Eukaryota; Metazoa; Arthropoda; Insecta; Psocodea; Pediculidae. The coding region runs from base 1 to 423 and encodes 140 amino acids. Gene Ontology annotation, molecular function: protein binding. The transcript is spliced from 4 exons. Gene Ontology annotation, biological process: chromatin remodeling. Gene Ontology annotation, cellular component: RSC-type complex.
AUGGGAUUAGAUCCUCUCACAAUUCUUCAAGAAAGAAAAAACAGGAAAGCAGCUCGGAUCGCAAUGAGAAUCGACGUACAUAACAAUUUACCAACUUUGAUGGCUGAAGAUUUAAAACUUCGAACUUCGAAAUCGACUUGUCUUUUAGGUUAUAGCUUGUACGCGUCGCUAUACCACGUUAGAAACUGCCGACAAUGUAAAAGCCCAUGGAAGGAAAUUCUCAGCGAACCUUUCAUGAAAUUACCUUCUAAAAAUAAAUUACCGGAUUAUUACGACAUGAUAAAAAAACCUUUGGAUAUAAAGAAAAUAUUUAACAGGAUAGAAGAUGGAAAGUAUCAGACAGCGAAACAAGAUGAUGUCUACCUUUUGGAGAGGAGAGGAGAGGUGACAAAAACGUUUCUGUUAUAUUUUCAAAUAAUUUAA